GAUCCCUCGCCAGACGUGGACAAAGAAAGUUGCAGAAGUGAGCGAGGGAAAGAGCAGCAGUCAAUUGAGCCGGUUGAGGGCCACUCUACAUCUCCCCCAUACCAACUCUCUCUUUGAUUCUGCAUCUCAGGCGGCAGGUGGUAUUGUUCUGACGAAGUCAAAAAGGGAGUUAUAGCUAUGGCGUCAGAUCCGAAGAAGGUUUAUGGGUUCGAGGAGGUUUCUGGGCACAACAAGACCAAAGAUUGCUGGCUUAUUAUCUCCGGCAAGGUCUAUGAUGUGACCCCAUUCAUGGAAGAUCAUCCCGGAGGAGAUGAAGUUUUGUUGUCAGCAACUGGGGAAAGAUGCAACAAACGAUUUUGAGGACGUGGGGCACAGCGAUUCGGCUAGGGAGAUGAUGGACAAGUACUACAUUGGCGAGAUAGAUGCAAACACGGUUCCUACAAAACGCAAGUACGUUCCCCCACAGCAGUCAUACAACCAGGACAAGACCCCAGAGUUUGUGAUCAAGAUAUUGCAGUUUCUGGUUCCCCUCUUGAUUUUGGGGCUGGCCUUUGCUGUCCGUACCUACACCAAGAAGGAAUAAAAGCUGCUGCCGCCGCACCUAAUCUCGUGGAUCCUGAACCCCUACAAUACUCAACAAUGCUACUCAAGAGUACUAGCGUCUCUGCUUUAGCUUUCACUUGCAUUAUGUUUGCCAACAUUUACAUUUACACAGGUGUUUAUUUCACAGUCGGGUUAGUGUCGAUUAUUGUGUUUGCUUGACAGUAAUAUAGCAGUACUUGCUCGGUUCAACUCUUCCUUAUUUCUCUUGGUAAAUGAGGGGUGUUGUGCACCCUUUAGAC
Molecule: messenger RNA, 842 nt
Organism: Linum tenue
Lineage: Eukaryota; Viridiplantae; Streptophyta; Magnoliopsida; Malpighiales; Linaceae
Source: the annotation of a GenBank genome assembly